CUGCAGUGUGCUCGUAGUGCUCGUACGAUCGCAGCUGUUUGCUCUAUUCACUUCCGAGUCCCAGAGAUACAUACCACCGAACAAAUACUUUAAUUUUUCGUUCGUAGUGUUUAGAAAAUCAAACAUUAUGAUUUAGCGUGUGCGCGUGUCCGCUUCACGUACCCAUUUUACAACCCGUUUUUCACUCUGUCCGCACCCCGUGCGCUGACGAAGUGUGACAUCGAUGGCCGACACAGCAGCCGGUGGUCGACGGCGCGACGUCGACUACCGCAAACUGUUCGACACCGGACGCCGAAAAUCGCCGGACACCGACCGCCGCAGACGAUCCGACAACGGACGUCGCAGCCCAGCCAACGCCGACCGCCGCGGACGCCGAAGCUCGCCGGACGCCGACCGCCGCGGACGUCGAAGCUCGCCGGACGCCGAUCGCCGCGGACGCCGAAGCCCGCCGGACACCGACCGUCGCGGACGACUAAACGGCCGCGAUUUGUCGUCUUCGAAUUAUGUCGACCGUUCACAUAGUGAACAUGACAAUUUUACUUCAAGGCCUAACAUUAUUCCAAAAAGACGAAGUUACCCAUAUCGUCAAAAUUAUAACCAAAAAGUUUCAUUCAAACCGUACAACCGUGGAAAUAAAACUAUUUGUAAAAGCUACUUGGUUCAAAAUCAAUUUAAUGGUGGACUUCCAAAAUAUAAUACACCACUCAAAAAUAAUUUCAAUCAAAGGAAUCAUAUUCAUGGUGGUUAUGGCAACGUCAAAAAUUCAUCAUUUAUCAUAAAUAAAAGUAUAACUGGUUGGUACUCAAUUAUUGUGACAAAUGCUGAAGAAUUUGAUGAAGUAUUGAAAAAAAUUGAAUUAGAAAUCUCACCAUUAUUAUUUUAUCCAUACAAUAAACAAUAUUCUUCUGAUAAUGAAUUAAGAUUUCUUGUUGAUAAUUAUAAAGUUGCUAUAGCAUUGCAUAAUACAAGUUAUAAAAUAACACUAAGAGAUGAUAGAAAAUUGAUUAUAAAUGUCUUACCAUAUUUACCCAAACGAAGGUUAAUAUCAUUAACACCAGUAUCUAGUGAAGUAAGAGAAAAAAUGCUUGAGGCCGUGGCGACUCGUUACAACCCUAGUACCAAGAGUUUAAAUUUAUCAAAAUUUCAUGCAUAUUCACUAUUUACCAAUAAUCAACUGUUUGUACCGUUAAAUCAACCAGCAGUUCUUUUGGCAGCACUUAAUAUGGCUGCUCAACAUACCAAGCAUGAUUUGUAUUGUUUGAGUCUGGCCAACAAUUACAUAUAUUUAGGUGAAGGGCUUACAUGGAUACGUAGAUUGUUCCCUGAACUGAAAGUAUUGGAUUUAGCAGUUAAUAAAUUGUCUGAUUUAAAUGAACUAAAGAGUCUUUUGGGUUAUACUAUUGAAGUUCUCACAUUAUCCAAAAAUCCCGUUUGCGAUUUAAUGGACAAAGAGUGUUAUAGACGGGAUGUACAAAAAAUAUUUCCCAUGUUAAUCAAAUUGGAUAACUUGAAUUUGCCUUUGACCAACGAGGGUUCCAAGUUGAAAAUGCCAAUCAACUUAGGAAAUAGUUACCCAAUACAACAGUAUAGCUCUAACUUGGUACAAUCAAAUCCAGUAAUGACUUUAGUAGAAUUAUUCCUAGCAAAGUACUACGAACAGUAUGACAACAAAGUAUCCAGACAAACGGUAUUGGAAGCAUACCAUGAAAAUGCUACAUUUUCAUUAUCUAGUUGCUUACUAAAAUCCUGUAACCAUGGUAGUCUAGCAAAUUACAUGCCUGAAAGUCGAAAUUUGUUGAAACCCGAUCAAAAUAUAAAUUGUUUUUUACACAAGGGCAAAGCAAACAUAAUGAACAUUUUAGAAAAGUUACCCAAAACAAAACAUGAUUUUGGCUCAUUCAUAAUUGAUGUACCAUUUGCAAGUUCUACAAUAAUUCAAGUAGUGGUAAAUGGUGUGUUUGCUGAAGAAUUUAAUGAAAACCACAAUUGUCAAGUAUUUAGAUCAUUUAGUAGAACAUUCAGUUUAGUGCCUGCUGUAAAUUGUUGGAUUAUAUUAAGUGAUAUGAUGUUUAUAACAUUAGUAUCCUCUGAGUUAAUGGAAGAAUCGACAAAAAGAUUCUAUGUAUUUAAGCCAUCAAUAACGAAUCAUACAUCUAAUAACAACAGUUUUAAAACGACAAUGCUUAUAGAGGAUACUUUGCCUGAUGUAUUGUCAACAUUAUGUUGCAAAACAACUAUUUCCAAAUGUCCGUCAUCAGAAUAUCAAAAAAAUUCACUUUUAUCUAAUAAUCUCUCUCCAUUGAUACCGACUAAGAAUUCAGAGGAAAAAUCUACUUUUCAUGCAUCUGUAGUACAGAACUUACAAUCAUCACGUCAGCAGCAGCAUUGCCUUGCAACACCAUUAACUAUGAUAACAGACAGUAUCUUAUCCAACUCUCAACAGUUAAAUUUGCCAUGUCUCGUGCCUAGUGAAAAAUUAUCAUUUCCUGUAUUCAACACAAAACCAAUAGAACUAGCAUCCUCAACAAUACCAACUACAAUGAUUUCAAAUUCUUCUAAUAACCAUGACGGGAAUUCUAGUAAUGAAUUAUUAAUGAUUAAGAGAUUUUCAAAUGAGUCUGGAAUGAACGAUAAGUGGUCAAAAAAGUGUUUAGUUGAAAAUAAUUGGGAUUUUGCCAAAGCUACAUUGUGUUUUUCAAAACUAAAAUCUAGAAUUCCUUCAAUAGCAUAUAAACACUGAUAAAGAUUAUUAUUGUUAUUAUUUUAUAUUCUAUAAAAAAG
Messenger RNA from Rhopalosiphum maidis (corn leaf aphid), 2781 nucleotides. Its product is annotated as nuclear RNA export factor 1-like. The transcript has 14 exons. Lineage: Eukaryota; Metazoa; Arthropoda; Insecta; Hemiptera; Aphididae. The coding region runs from base 224 to 2740 and encodes 838 amino acids. Gene Ontology annotation, molecular function: RNA binding; protein binding. Gene Ontology annotation, biological process: poly(A)+ mRNA export from nucleus. Gene Ontology annotation, cellular component: cytoplasm; nucleus. The record is from RefSeq and is a predicted model, not a curated record.